UUCUACAUGUUUAAUAGUCAUUAAAAUAUAUUUUCCAAAUAGCAAUUAUCGAUUAAAUGUAUAGGUGAACAUAUUUGGCUCAUUAUUUGGCAAGAAGCCGGUCAGUUUUGUCCCUUCUUUGCCCUUUAAUAAUAUUUAAUGAUCAGUUUUUAAUGAUAUGUUUUACAGAUGAGUUAAUAACAUUUCUAUUACCUUUUUACUAAGGACACCUUAUUACAAAGGGGUGGCCGACUUUUUAACAUUUGGCAGUUUCACAUUACGUUUAGCUCUUCGUUCGGUUUGAGUUUUGUUUUCUACUAAAGCUUUGCUUCAUUAGGAGCUGGAUAGGUCACGUAAAUCUCUUAACACUGAUAAAUUAUUAGCUCUUUGAUUAAAUCAGUCCGCGCAGCAGUUUGGUUUUGCAGUGAGACGUUUAAUCAAAUGGUUGUUGUUUCUUUUAGGGUUUAUUUAGAUGUGUGGCCUAGAUUUAAUGAAUGUUUAGUGAGCUGAUUCCAAGUGUCCCGCAUAUCCAGAUUUACUGGAGUGAGUCGUCCCUUCAGAAUCUGCUCUUCUGCAUCAGUUCACAGUAAAGCUCCAAACUGCUCCGGGCGCUGUCUGAAUGUCAGCUGGAUGGCCUGUUCUCAUUUUAACGAGGUGAUAUGUAUGACCCAGAUUUCUUCCAUGGUUUAGCCUGGUCCAGGUUCAAAGCUGUUCUGUUUGUUUUCUCCGGGCCUGGCCGUCCGAUGAGAGCUGGAAAUGGGUGAGGGAAUCGUGACUUAAUGUGUGUGCCAAUUUUAAUUUUCUCUUUUCUUCAGAGGAUGGAAAAGUAGUCAGAAUCCAACUAGGAUAAAGCAAAAAGAAACUCUAAUUUCAUGGUAUUUUAUGUUAUGGUAUGGUAUGUAUCUAGAUAUGUUUCUGCACAGUGGAUGAGUUAAAGUAAACGUGUCUUAGAGCUGAACUUAAACCUGGUUUAUUUUUUGUUCAUGUUUUAUUUUUUUUACAGCAUGUUGAAUCAUCUCUCAGAGCAAAGACACAUUUUUAGGAUUGAUUUGUAAUUGAUAAAGGGGAUAGCCUGUUAAACAUCUAUAAUCGGAGCUAUUUCAGGUUUUAAUCCCACUCAGCCCUGGUAUGUAACGCCUGACUGAGACCAGGCCAAACUUGGAAAGAUAGAAAUAACUCAGAUUACAUUUCUGUUUGUAGGUUGUUGAACCUUUAUAAUGGCGUUUCUUUUUAAAUGCUUCCUAGAGAAGAAAUUAUUUACUAUGCGAGUCCCGGCUAAAGCCUGUAACUAGCUACAGAAUGCAAUAAUACAUUUCUGUUAAGCAUAAGCUAAUCCUAAGUGAACAUCCAUAAAAACAGUGGUAUUAACGUAUAUGCUGAUGAUGUAAAAACUGAUAUUUAAAGGUGAAUGUUUUAAUAUUCUCUCAUACUCUGGAGUCCCCGUAGCUUAUUUUGAUAAUUCAAAUAUUUAAAUAUAAAUAAUAAAAGACACUUAUGUGAAUGAGUUGACGUCAUUGAUAGAACCCGUCUUCGUAUGCAUUAACUUUCUUGGUUAAAUGAAUUUUAUGAUCUGAAACACGUCCAAAGCGCCAUAAAAGACCGACUCAUCCAGUCAGCUCAUCUACAAGAAAAUGAAUGAAAAUCUACGUCAGUCAGCAAAGCUAUGGUACUUAAACGGCUUUUGUUUUAUACACCCUUGUUACAUAAAAAGUGUACCAUCUACUCUAUCUGGCUCCUGGAGGUGAACUUCAAAACGAUUUUAUACAUUUUUCAGCUGUUGGAGUUCAAUUUGACUUUUGUAUGUUUCAACCUCCAGGUUAGGGAGGUCCUGCCUCAAGUGGAGCAGUUAACGCAUCUCGGGGUCGACCGGUAGAUCGAUAAGCGGAUUGGUGCCACAUCUGCAGUGAUGUGGGCAUUUUACCGGCCUGUCGUGGUGAAGAAUCUACGUUCCAACCCUCACCUAUGAUCAUGAGCUUUGGGUAGUGGCCAAAGUGAUCACUGAUACAAGCAGCCGAAAUUAGUUUUCUGCGCAGUGUGGACUGGAUCUCCCUUAGAGAUAGGGUGAGAAGCUCGGUCAUCUGGGAGGGGCUCAGAGUAGACCUGCUGCUCCUCUACUUGGAGAGGAGCCAGCUGAGGUCGCCUCCUGGAUGCCUCCCUGGUGAGGUUUUCCGGGCACGUCCAUGCAGAAGGAGACCUAAAGGAAGACCCAGGACACGCUGGAGGGACUAUGUCUCUCACCUGGCCAGGGAACGCCUUCGGAUUCCUCCAGAGGAGCUGGCCCAAGUGGCUGGGGAGAGGGAAGUCUGGGCCUCCCAGCUUAGGCUGCUGCCCCCGUGACCCGACUGUAGAUAAGUGGACAAAAAUGAAUGGAUGUUUCAACCAUCAACAUGUAUAAUAAUAGCAUAACAGAACACAGAAAAGAAAAGCAGAACACAAUGUUAACCCCCUAGUGGCUGGUUGCAAAAGAGACCCCUCCAUGUAGGUGAAGAGUGCAUUUGUGUACCAAACAAAAAUUUAUACAUAAACUUCUUACCUUGCUGUUUAAUUUUCGAACAUUAGUUUUUCUAAAACUAUAAAUAGUUGUUCGAUUCUUAAAAACAUAAUAAAUAUGUCAAUGAAAUUAAUGAAAUAACAGUAAUUUUAGUUUUUUGGCUAAUUCAUUAUUUUAUAAAAUAAACUAAUUUGUUUUCUGGUAUUGUAGCGUAGUUAAUCUACAUAACUAGGAUAUAAAGAUAUGUUUGCAAAGUUGAUUCAGUAUAGAUGAAUUCUAUGUGAAAUUAAUUAUAAAUGAAGUAAAUCAAAUAGGACUUUGAUAUAAAUGAUACUUUUUCUGUUAAACAAAUUGACAUAAAUGAAUCCAGCUGGAACCAUGAGCUUUGUCAGUUUGUCUAAAAAAGUUUUUUUUCUUGUGAUCGGAGGUCGGGGGUUUAAUUCUGAUUCCUGCUCUGUAAAGGAGUGAACAUCGCGUGGAAGUCACUUCCUGUGCAGACGAGCAGUCUGCAGUGCUCUACAACACAAAGCUUCUUUAUUUUCAGACCAUAUUGACUCAAAAUUACAUUGACUGUAUUUCAAAAGACCCAUUUAGACUCUGGCAAUCAUGAGGCGCUACUGUUUCACAAUCAGUGUGACUUGAUGCAUGGCAGCAGGAAGGAUUUCUGUGAGGAAACGGUAGUUUGGGCUUUGAACUGUUAAUAAUAAUAACUAAUAAUUAUAAAUAAGAAUAGAGGACUCUGUAGCAUCGCCACCACAAACAUGGCGUGAGACAUGAGCUGGAUGUACUGUUGACUAGUGUUCCUUUGUAACUGCAUCAGAUUUAAAUGGAUUAGCACGCUACCAUUCUCAGAUGUGCAGAUUAGCAAUUUCAACUUCUUAGAAGAUGUCCACUCAACAAUGGGGGCUUGCUGUUGUGCAAAUAAGGUUAGAAAAGAUGAAAUGCUGAUCUGCUGAUCAAUUUAAGGCACAUUUUGUUAUCUUCGAACAUCCAGGAGACAGUUUACAGUGUAAUGUGUGUUCUGGAUUGCUAUCAGAGUAGCACAUCUUGUCUGUAGACUGAUGCAUUGGAAACAUCUGUGUGCAGACAGGACGAUGCUUAUGGCAGCAUAUGCUUGUGCCAUAUGUUUGCAGGACGGUGGUUGGUAUGCAGCUGGUUAAUCGGCUCUUCCUUACACAAACAACACAGUUGCAUUCCCUACCGGGUCAAGUCUGUGCCCUGAUCCUUUAUUAGCACAUCCAGUUACGCCGCUGCCAUCAAACUGCCUCCAUCCACUGACCGGUGGUUGCUUUUUGGUGCAACCGGCCUAAUCUCAUAACUAGAUGCUAAUUUUAGGCUGGUUCUUAGUAAAAUGUCCACAUUUUCUUUGGCCUGAACGAUCGAGUUGGAAUUUCUCUGCUCGGUUCUUGUCUAAAAUCGAUCUUUGUUGUUAGUUUUUUCAUGUUUGCAAGAAAGCUGAGAGGUCAUUUUAUACCAAUCAUAACCCCCAACCUGAUAGUCUCUUUGUUUUUCUGACAGAUAUCACUUUUAGUCCUUGUCCCUUAUGUAGGUCAAGUAGUUUGUUACUAAACACUAAAGUGGAGCUUCCGUUUACUGUCGAUCCUGCCCGUGUGUCAGUAGGCGUUGUUUUUCCCCCUCCGGCUGAUCCUUUCUGUGAUCGGUGCUGACAUUUGCCUGAGUGGGAUUAGAAAUCUUGAUCUCCUGGAAGAGAGGCUACGGUGAAAAACAAACGUCAAACUCUGAGGUCGUGUUUCUCUGUCAUAUAACAGGGACACCUGUCAUUUUACGUUCUCAAGCUUUUAACUUUUCCAAGUUUUAGGAAACGUUUCAUAUCAGCGAAAAAAAUUUUUUUAAUGAUCAUUUCUGAUUAUAAUCGGCCACUCUGAGUUUUUCAAGCAGGCUGAACAUGACAAUAGUCUCCUACACCUGUCGUAUGCAUUAGCUUCUGACAGAAAAUAAAUGGUCAAACUCUAGGAUUUGAAAAUCCUGGAAGAUCUGUGUCACACUGUCACUUAACAUUCGUGGAUUCACCGAUCUUGACUCAACGGGGAAGGCGGUUGUUGGUUUAGCAUCCAGGAAACGGCAGAGAAUGCCUCUGCUAGUAAAAGCUAGCAGGUAGCAUUAGCAGCUUCACCACACUGCAGAACUCUUCCAGGCUUGUGUUAUUUGGUUGAGAUAAAACAUAAAAAUAUAAAACAAGUCUGCUUCAUGCAAACCGGAAUUAAACCUGCUUGUUAAAAAUAUAAGUCUGUUGUACACAAACCGGAGCUUUUCCAAAUGCUAGAAGCUCUGUAUGUUUGUAAAUAUGUGAGCACAUGUUUUUACAUCACGGGGUGUGGAUGUUUACGACUUCCCUGAAGAUGCCCUGCUUUCUGAUUGCUCUGCUGUCUAGGAUUAAGCUCAAAGCUCCUCUCAGACGCAACAUGCUGCGCACAAACCCGUCAGGAGCUCAGUCCCACACUGAGAUUUACUGUUAGUUGUCUCUGCAAGCCAAGUGCACUGCAGCCUUCUACUGUAGCUCCCACGGAUCUGAGAGGAUGUUCGGCAAAACCUCCAGCACAGGAGGGAGAUCCGUCGGGACAACAAAGUCUCUAUGAGGUUUUUUUUAAAGAAAGAGAGGCUUUUUUUUAUUUAUCACACUGGAUUUUAAAUAGCUUUUAAGUGAGUGAGCGAGCUGUUGGGUUAGAAUGGAAGCUGGGGCUUGAGCAUUUUCACAAGUAUGGGAAUAGGUAGCUCGUUUGCAACGAGAUCUGAUCAAAUCUUCACAAUAAGAGUGAGUUUGACACCGAGGCAGAACCUCCCUCGCAUCAUCCUCAAAGGAAUCUUCCAGGGAGUUAAAGUGGUUCGUGGACCAGACUGGGACUGGGGCAACCAGGACGGUGGGGAGGGUAAGGUUGGGAAGGUAGUGGACAUUCGCGGUUGGGACACAGAGUCUGGUCGCAGCGUGGCCAGUGUCACCUGGUCUAAUGGGACCACCAAUGUCUACCGGAUGGGUCACAAAGGAAAAGUAGACCUCAAAUAUGUAUCGGAUGGCCAAGGAGGCUUCUAUUACAAGGAUCACCUACCGAAGCUCGGAGAACACGCAGAGCUGCAGCGGCAGGAGAGCGCUGACGGCCACUCCUUUCAGCAAGGAGACAAGGUGAAAUGUCUCUUAGAGGUGGACAUCCUGAGACAGAUGCAGGAAGGUCACGGAGGAUGGAACCCCAAAAUGGCCGAGUACAUUUGUCGGAUCGGGACGGUUCAUAGAAUAACGGACCGAGGAGACGUCCGGGUCCAGUACAGCAACAACAUCCGCUGGACUUUCCACCCAGGCGCUCUCACAAAGGUCAACACCUUUGGAGUUGGCGAACUAGUGCGAGUGCUGGAGGAGAUGGAGACGGUGAAGAGACUGCAGGCCGGUCAUGGAGAGUGGACAGACAGCAUGACUCCUGUUCUUGGCCAGGUCGGCAAGGUGUUGAAGGUGUACGCAGAUGGAGACCUACGAGUUGCAUUUGGAGGCCAGACAUGGACUUUUAACCCAGCAUGCCUUGCAGCUCAGCCUGCAGAGGUAGAUGCCAACCUCAUGACAGCUGAGAACCCCAUCGAAUCUGGAAGUACUGUCAUCUCAGUGCUGGAGAAGCUGCUGUCUCAGUCCACGGAACAGGACAACCCCAGCCGGCUGGUCAUUGAAGCAGCGCACGGCAGUGCCAGCAAAGUGCGGGAGUUGGUGCAGAAGCAUCCUGACAAGGUGGAUAUCAAGAACCAAGGGAAGACUGCGCUGCAGGUCGCUGCUCACCAAGGCCACAUGGAGGUGGUGAAGGCUCUGCUGCAGGCCAACAGCUCAGUGGAGGUCAAGGAUGAAGACGGGGACACGGCUCUGCACUAUACAGCAUUUGGUAAUCAGGCUGAGAUUGCACGGCUGCUGUUGAGCAAAGGAGCAAACAUCAACCUCCUGAACAACUCCAUGUGCACGGCACUCCAAAUCGCUGUCAACAAGGGCUUCACUGACGUGGUGCGAGUGCUGACCGAUCAUUCGGCUGACGUCAAUCUCCAGGAUUCAUACGGGGACACACCGCUUCACGAUGCCAUUGCUAAAGACUUCAGAAAUAUCAUUGAGAUCCUUGUGGCGGUUCCCAACAUUGACUUUACUCAGCAGAACCACAGAGGCUUCAACCUGCUGCACCACGCCGCCCUCAAAGGAAACAAACUGGCCACUGAGAAAAUCCUGGCUCGAGCUCGACAGCUGGUGGACGUUAAAAAGGAGGACGGAUUCUCUGCCCUUCAUCUGGCUUCCCUCAACAACCACAGAGAUGUCGCAGAGGUCCUCGUCAAGGAGGGACGCUGUGACAUCAACAUCUGCAACAACCGGAACCAGACACCGCUGCAGCUGGCUGUGACCCAGGGCCACACAGACCUGGUGCAGCUGCUGGUGGAUGAAGGUGCUGAUGUGAACAUGGAGGACGAAGACGGUGACACGGCCAUGCACGUGGCCCUUCUCCGCCCCCAGCUGGCCAACGUUGUACUCGGCCCUUCAGUGGGAACAAGCAGCACUGAGGAGAGCAGCGAGGGCUGCUCGUCCACGUCGCUCUACUGCAGGCUGAACUCCUCGGGUCUCCUGGGGAAUACCGAGCUGAACAUCGGCACAGCAAUUGCCUGCUUUCUAGCGCAGGAAGGCGCUGACAUCAGCUAUGCCAACCAUAAGGGCAAGAGUCCCCUGGAUCUGGUGGCAGACAGCACCAUGCUGCAGCUUAUCAAGAGCUUCUCUGAGAAGCACAGGUUGCAGCGUCUUCAGGCCAUCACGUGCGGGCAGAGCCUGAGCAGUGCCAGCCUGCGGCGAGUCCACACAACGCCCAACACCAUGACCAACCUGGUUCUCCCCGCACCGGCGGGGCCCAGCGAAUGCCUCAUCUGUUCUGAGCUGGCUCUGCUGGUUCUCUUCUGCCCCUGCCAGCACAGCGUGGCCUGUGAAGAAUGUGCCCAUCGCAUGAAGAAAUGCAUCAAGUGUCAGGUCACGAUCACCAAGAAAAUACGACAAGACCAAACGGAGGUGGACUGCAGCCCUGGCACCGAGAACUCUGAGCAGCACAACCUGCUGGAGCAGCUGCAGUCUCGGUACCGCCAGAUGGAGGAGCGCAUCACCUGCCCCAUCUGCAUUGACAACCACAUCAAGCUGGUCUUCCAGUGCGGACACGCCUCCUGCAUCGACUGCAGCGCCGCGCUCAAGACCUGCCCCAUCUGCCGGCAGACUAUCCGUGAGCGCAUCCAGCUGUUUGUCUGAGCCGCUCCACCCUGUCAGGUCCUAACGGCCAGGAGAGGAAACAGGAAGGGAGGGGUGAGAAGGAAGGUGGGGGCAGCUCUCGUUGGAGCUCCUCUCUCACCCCCUCCUGCACCUACCGCCCAGUGAUCGAACCUUCGUCUCGUAGGUAGUUUUUCUUUAAAACUCUGUCUCGAGCAGCGCAAACCGAAAUAAAUCGAUCACUUUUAAUUCUACUUCCUGUUACAGCACUAAGCCUGAAAGGAAUUAGAUGGAGCCGCAUAUUUGAAUCCCCUGAUGGGUAGAGUGGGAGAAGAUGUUUUUUAUAUCUUUUGCUUCAAACUCCAACCUAAACUCAGCUUCUUGCAAUCCAUCUGAUCAUUGCAGCUUUAUGUGGAUUACCCAUCAUCCUCGGUGGCUCUCUGGCCUCUUCUGUUUACAAGUCUGUUCUGAGAUCAGUUCUUGUCCUCAUUCUCCUCAGCUGGUGAAUUAUGUUCGCUCUCAUUUGUAUCCGACUUUUAAUAAUCAGUGUUAGUCUCUGCAGAGAGUUGGUGUGGUUAAAAGCUCUCUGUCUAGUCUUCAACCUUUUGUCUGUAUGCAAGGGGAAAUAGACACUAUAUAUGCAUGACUGUAUGCAUAUUGUAAAGCUGAAAACGUCGGUGUUGUCAUUGGGUAUUUGUCAUUUAGUUCAAUUUCUCUGGUUAUGUUUGUGGUUUUCAACGUACCAAGGGGUAAAGGGUUCUUAUUUAUGCGCGAAAGACAGAUUUACUAAAUAACGUCUUUUUCCGAUGAGUUUUUGCUCGGCCGAAACAAAAAAAGGUUUCCGUUUCUACUAAAGUUCCCUCCGAGCCUACGUCCUCCACUCAGGGUAUUGAAUCACUGAGAGAACUCGGGUUUUCCAUAGAUGUUUUUUUAGAUCCGCCUCCCAGGUCACUGAAAAGAAAGGAAACCUCUGAUGGGUAAGCUUACAUUAAAAAGGGAAAAAUUGACAGAAGCUGAUUUAAAAAAAGACUGAAUCCAGAUCCGGAUCGACGAUGAAUUAGUUUCACUUCUAAGUUGGAUCAUUUCCCAUCGCUGAUUAAAUCGCUGAUUAACUUUUUCAUGGAAAUCCAUCUAAGUUUGAGUCAUCCUACUUAACAAACAUCCUCUGCAGGGAUAAAAAUGUUCUCAAAACCUCCAAGAAAAGCUUGCUAGCUUUAUUUCUGAUUGUGUUAUUAAAAGAACUACGCCGGGCUGCUUCAGAUUCUCCCUUUAAAAGAGGAUAUAUAUAUAUAUUUUUUUGUGUUUUUAUUUUUAUUUUUUACCAGAUGUGAUGUAAGAUGUGGAAUCAGAAGGGCAGAAAAACAACGUCUGAGUUCCACCUCUACUAUACAGGUCAAGUAUUUCAGAAGAAACCCCUCCUUUCUCGCCUUGGACUGUCCGUCGUCUUUACGUGUUGGUGUGUUUUCUUGAAGGGCUUACGAAAAUCACACAAAAAAAUCAUAUCUAUUUUAAUUUAAGUUUAUAUGUAAAAGAUGGGAGGGGUUUCAUGUCUUCAUUUGAUCCCAAAUUUUGGGGAAGCCAAUGUUAAAGAUGUACGUUGAAUGUUGGAGGGGGGGGCUUUUUUAUGUAAACAAAAAAUGAUAAAAAAAAACACACACACACACACACACACACACACACACACACAUAUAUACA
Nothobranchius furzeri (turquoise killifish) is the source of this 9380-nucleotide messenger RNA. RefSeq names its product MIB E3 ubiquitin protein ligase 2 (gene mib2). Gene Ontology annotation, cellular component: cytoplasm. Gene Ontology annotation, molecular function: ubiquitin-protein transferase activity; protein binding; zinc ion binding. NCBI's taxonomy places the organism in Eukaryota, Metazoa, Chordata, Actinopteri, Cyprinodontiformes, Nothobranchiidae. Gene Ontology annotation, biological process: protein ubiquitination. The record is from RefSeq and is a predicted model, not a curated record.